This is a messenger RNA of Arachis stenosperma, 1068 nucleotides long. RefSeq lists its product as uncharacterized. Gene Ontology annotation, molecular function: protein dimerization activity. The coding region runs from base 1 to 1068 and encodes 355 amino acids. The transcript has 4 exons. The record is from RefSeq and is a predicted model, not a curated record. NCBI's taxonomy places the organism in Eukaryota, Viridiplantae, Streptophyta, Magnoliopsida, Fabales, Fabaceae.
AUGAGUAUCUUUGAGCGCAAAUCGGAAUUACAACAAUUGGUUGUUGAUACACACUUUACCGGACACAAAUUAGGAAGGAGUGCUAAUGGUAGAGCUGUGAGUGCAAUUAUCCUAGACAAUAAAUUUUGGGAUGAUUGUUUUACUGUAUGCCAAAUUGUGAGUCCGUUGAUUAAAUUGCUGAGGUUUGUAGAUGCCGAUGAUAAACCAUCAUUGGGAAUUGUUUAUGAAGGUAUGCUGAGGUCAGAAAAUGGAAUCAAAGAAAUGUUCAAGCAUAGGAAGAGUGCAUAUCAACCUUACACAGAGAUUAUCAACUCAAGAUGGGACAAACAUUUGAAAAAAAAUCUUCACGCAGCAGCCUAUUUCUUGAAUCCUGAGUGCUUUUUUUCUGAAAAUUAUAGAGAAUCACCUGAUGUCAUGCGAGUUUUACUUGAUCUUGUUACAUUGUAUUGCAAGGUUAAUAAUUUAGAUUCAGUUGAGGCAAUGAAAGAAAUACACUUAUAUAGAGAUCGAAAGGAAAGCUUUGAUAGGCCUGAAGCUGUUCCAGCUGCAAAAAAACUUCAACCUGAUGAAUGGUGGAGGUUGUUUGGUAGUUCUGCUCCGUGUUUACAAAAAAUUGCAGUUCGCAUUCUUAGCCAAGCAUCUGCUUCUUCAGGGUGUGAAAGGAAUUGGAGUCUUUUUGAUCAAAUUCAUACAACAAGAAGGAAUAGAUUGGAGCAUGAUAGGCUAAGUGAUAUUGUGUAUGUUACAUAUAAUUUGCGUCUUAAAUCCAGGAAUGAAAGAAAAAAAAGAAAGCAAAAGUCGCAAUAUGAUCCAAUCGAUAUUGAAACUAUUGAUAAGGUUGAUUUUUGGGUGACGGAAGAGGUUGUUGAAAAAGAGCCUGAUCUUCCAAGUAAUAUUGAAGACUUGCUUCAUGAGAUUGAUGCUGAUUUAGAUCAAGGUGGUGGUGGUGGUAGUACUAGUACAUUUUAUGCUGCACCACUUGCUUUUUCUGGUCCAAGUAGUGGAAAUGAAGGUGAUGAAAUCAAUGAGGCAAAUCUGCAGCAAAUUAUGGAGGAUUUUGAUGAUUGA